AGCAAGCGGCGUGAAACGGUGAGGCAGUGUUGGGAAGCGAUGUGAGAGGAGACGGUCGGGCGUGGAUUGGGUGCCUCAGGAAUAUUUUGAAUAGGCUGGUACUGGAGACUGGGCUUCCCUGGAGGAAUUUUUAUGCUAACUGAGGAAACCACAAGGUUAGCAAGAAGUAAUCAUUAGCCCUUCCCCCAAGAUGGCAGCCGCCGAAGACGAGUUACUGCUGCCGCGGCUACCUGAGCUGUUCGAAACCAGCAAGCAGCUUCUGGACGAAGUGGAAGUGGCGACGGAACCCACCGGCUCCCGGAUAAUCCAAGAUAAAGUGUUCAAGGGACUGGACCUCCUGAAGAAGGCUGCUGAAAUGUUAUCGCAGCUCGACUUGUUCAGCCGAAAUGAAGAUCUGGAAGAAGUUGCUUCUGCCGACCUAAAGUACCUGAUGGUGCCAGCAUUUCAAGGAGCGUUUGCCAUGAAACAAGUCAACCCCGGCAAGCGUCUAGAUCAUUUGCAGUGGGCUCGAGAAUACUUUUUAAACUACUUAACUCAGUGCCAAUACUAUCAUGUGGCAGAGUUUGAGCUGCCCCAAACCAAGACCAACUCAGCUGAAAAUAACACUGCUAAUUCCUCCAUGGCCUAUCCUAGCCUCGUUGCUAUGGCAUCUCAGAGACAGGCUAAAAUAGAGAGAUACAAGCAGAAGAAGGCAGUGGAGCAUAGGUUGUCUGCACUGAAAUCUGCUGUGGAAAGUGGUCAAGCAGAUGAUGAGCGUGUUCGUGAAUAUUACCUCCUUCACCUUCGAAGGUGGAUUGGUAUCAGUUUAGAAGAGAUUGAGAGCAUUGACCAGGAGAUAAAGAUCUUGAGAGAAAAAGACUCUUCAAAAGAGGCAUCAACCUCUCACUCAUCUCUUCAGGACAAGCCUCCAAUGAAACCAUUUGUUCUCGCUCAGAACGUGGCCCAAGCCAAAGUAUUUGGAGCUGGUUAUCCAAGUCUGGCAUCUAUGACAGUGAGUGACUGGUAUGAUCAGCAUCGGAAAUUUGGAGCAUUACCAGAUCAGGGAAUAGCCAAAACAACAUCAGAGUUCAAAAGAGCAGCUCAGCAGCAAGAAGAUCAGGAACAAGAGGAGGAAGAGGAUGAUGAACAAGCAGUCCACAGAGCUCGGGAAUGGGACGACUGGAAGGACACCCAUCCUAGGGGCUAUGGCAACCGACAGAACAUGGGUUAGUCUCCCCACAACAAGACAGGACUACAGGGGCUUCCAUCUUCCCCACCAAGGAAAGCUGUGCAGUCUUCCCCUCCCUGGGCUCCUGCUUCAGCCUUGUACAAUGAAGGCAGAGAUGCUUAAUCUUGCUUUGCAUUCAAUAAAAUGUCAAACAGUUAAGUGUGUAUUUGUAUCCUAGAUGAUGAACCAGCAAUCUUGUUUUGGCAUCAUCAUCCUCAUCAUGGUUUAUUCCAAUUUUCUUAAGUGGAAAGAAAAGCGUACUGAGAAACGGCUCUGUAUAAUCAAUGGCUGUAUGAAUUCUCUUUAAAAAAUAAAAGUCCCUUCUAUCA
Molecule: messenger RNA, 1536 nt
Organism: Hippopotamus amphibius kiboko
Lineage: Eukaryota; Metazoa; Chordata; Mammalia; Artiodactyla; Hippopotamidae
Product: immunoglobulin-binding protein 1-like
Exons: 2
Coding region: 191-1210 (339 amino acids)
Biological process (GO): regulation of dephosphorylation; regulation of signal transduction
Cellular component (GO): cytosol
Molecular function (GO): protein phosphatase 2A binding
Source: RefSeq, a predicted model, not a curated record